ACCGCUGAAUUGCAAUGGUGUUCAAGCAUAGGGCUGCAUAGCUUUGGGUUCCCAGCAAAACUAGAACUUAGGAAUGUGCUGAACUGGCCUCCAAUUGGUACAGGCCCUUCAAGGUCAUUGUAGGAAACAUUGAAUUCAGAAAGGAAAUGAAGGUUCACCAGCCCUGAUGGGAUUGGACCUGUCAGAUGGUUGGAAGACAGGUCUAGCACCAUCAGAUUCUUGAGGUUGCUGAUCGCUUGUGGGAUCUCCCCGUUUAAGUUGUUGAAGCUCAAGUUGAGUGAAAGCAGUUCUUUCAACUGACCAAUCUCCAUGGGGAUCACACCACUUAAUUUGUUGUUACCUAGAUUCAACAUUUUUGGGAAUGCACUAGUCGCACGGUACUGAAAACACAAACAUGCGCCCACAUAAACUGUAAAAGGGGAGACUAUUAGGUCAGGGUGAUCUUCAAUCUUGUCCGAUUUUAGCAUUGGCAUCUGCAUCAAUGCUGUUGGUAUUUCUCCAGUGAGGCUAUUAUUCGAUAUGUCAACAUACUUAAGGAAGUUAAGGCUACUGAUCCAGGAAAGAGAUAUGAAGGUGAUGGACUUCAAAUUUUCUAUUUUCUUUGUCAACUCUCCAUGAAGCUUGUUUGUGGAUAGCCGCAACCAAGUCAAAUUACUGCAUGAGUAGAUGCUUUCUGGAAUUGUGCCAAUGAAGUAAUUUGAAGAUAAAUCUAAAAUUUUCAGAUUGGGCAAGGUGGAGAAGUUAACCUUGGCAAGCUCUCCCUUCAACUUAUUUUUCUUGAGGUUGAUAGUAACUAGAUUUGUGCAAUCACCCAAGGGUCCCAAUGAUGUUGUUUUGGCCAACCCUGAGCAUUCUAAGGGAGGAGCAUUUACCUAUUCCAGGGGGGAUGCUGCCACUGAAUUGGUUGUAAGAAAGGUCAAGCACAGCAAAGGAUGGUGAGCUGAUGCAGAAAGAGGAAGGUAUGUGCCCACUAAAACUGUUGUUGCUCGCAUUGAUUGCUACCAGGUUGCUCAUUUUCUCCCAUGUUGUGGAGGGAAAUGCUCCCGUAAACAGGUUGCUUGAGAUAUUCAGUACCUGGAGAGGCCGGUCAGGUGAUGACGAAUUCAGCUCCUGCAAUUCUCCAUCCAGGCGGUUGAAGCUGACAUCAAGGACGACAAUGCUGCUGAAUAUCAGCUCUGAUGGAAGCUCACUGGAGAGUAAGUUGUAUGACAGGUUGAGUCGCGACAAGCUGGUGAGCUCGCUCAGGGAUGAUGAGAUGCACCCUUGUAGGCCUCUUGAGGCCAGUAAUAGCUCAGUUACUGCACCAUCUUCUCCACAGAUGAUCCCUUCCCAGGUGCAACAAUCUGUACUAUUCUGCCAUGACGCAGCGAGGCCACCAUCCUGCGAUAGCCUGGUGAGGAACUGGAGGAGGGAGCGCCUCUCCCUCUCGGUGCAUGAACCGACAGGUGAGAUGAAGGUGAACAGCAGCAACACAAGAACAGGGCCAAAGAAAUUUAUGCAAAACCUGCUGGUUUUGUUGCUGCACGAAAAAUGUGGUAUUGGCUUCAUGGUUUGUAUCAGUUGGAAGCUGUGACAGAAUAGCGAGCUUGAUUCACCAAGAUAGGCUGGUAUUGUGGGCAAAACCAUAGUUCAUGAGCGAUAUAUUGUCGAAGCAUCGAAGAUUUACAAGUUGGAGUGUUGACCUAUGGGUUUACUCGCUGCUACCUCACUGGCUUGCUGCUAUGCUUAGGUUUGGAAAUUCUGUCCAACUAUGGCCGUUUUCUUUUACCAGUCUUAUGUUUUGUCUCAUGAUGCUUCACAGGAGGGCUUCCACUUAAAUUGGAUCUUUCCUUGUACAAAUGGCCACUUGACUGCUAUUUGUUAAAUUCUCCAUUCGUUUACUCCUUAGUCGUAAAGCAGAGUCAUAGUCCAGGUCUAUGUCAUCUACUGAUCUACUUUUUAUCCCUUUUGUUUUCAUGGAGGGAGGUAUAGCGUACAUUGUGCUUCUAAUCUUGAUACUUCCAGCAGCUGUAUUUUGACUCCGUCAUCAGCAACCGAUUUGCGACUGAUGACUGUUCUUGGCUUGUGAUAAUAUACAACAAAUCUGUUGUAAAAGAUUACUUCUCUUAUCUUGAAAUAGUUUGGCUACACUACUACUAAUAAUGUAAUGGAUGCAGGUAUGUUACAUGUUCCCGUGCUGCUGGAUUGGAAUGCGUUUGCGUUUUCCUGUUUGAACAAAAUGUGAUCAAGCCUUCAAGUAAAGGCUGUUUUAAUCUUUGAUGCACUCGGUGUGUGAUGUAAAGCUUGUGCUGCUACAGUUCUACCUACUUAGUAGUAUUUUGUUUUAAUUUUCAGUUUA
Oryza sativa Japonica Group (Japanese rice) is the source of this 2338-nucleotide messenger RNA. The record is from RefSeq and is a predicted model, not a curated record. NCBI's taxonomy places the organism in Eukaryota, Viridiplantae, Streptophyta, Magnoliopsida, Poales, Poaceae.